AUGCCGGACGGCACGAUGUUGGAGUUGGUUCCUUUGAAUUCAGUGCGGCGUUUGCCUGGUGGUAGUUGUUGGCGGUUGCCGGUGGAGAGGACGACGGCUGGUACAUUACGUGCGCGAGGUACACCUUGUCGGCUCUCGGAGGCUGAGUUCUGUACGGGACAGUCGAGUUCGGUAUGGGCGCAAGGUCAUUGGGGACUUGAUCCGGGUCAUUCUGAGCGGUUGCAGCGCUGGCGUGGCUUUCAACAAAUGGUCGAAUUCGCUGAAAGGUUUGAUGCAUUAAAGCCCGGCAUGCACGAACAUCUUGCCGGCUACUGGCUCAGAUAUUGUCGUCAGCCCGGUAACUUUUGGUCUUCAUUACCCUCCGUCCAUUCCAGUUCAUGCACACACAGUUCGCGACAACGCACAGCCUGGUACCGACGACACGCCUUAAGCUACAGACCGUCACCCCUUGAAGACAUCCGCAACGACAUCGCCCUCUGCGGACACUUCACCGAUACCUUCGGACCCGCAGAAGUCCUUCUAGCAUUCCAAACCAGCCGCUCCCGCGACCUCAUUGAAGCACAGAAACAAAACAAGGAACCAGAGGUGGUCGAAACACCACAAGCCAGGACGGCGGAAGUCCAGACAGAGGGGGAGACAAAAGUCCAGACAGAGGUAGAAACACAAGUUCAGACAGAGGUAGAGAAUGGCUGGGGCACCGCUAAGCCCUCCAACCGACUCUGGCCCAUCUGGGAGAUCGAAUCACCCACAGACAAUCUGGUCCCCCAGGCGCGACACCAAAACCCCUGGCUGGCACCCAGCCAGCUCUGGCCCGACGGGUCCACGGCCGUCCUUCGGCCUCUACCGGUGGUGUCUUUCGUCUCAGAGGCGGCCUACCCUAGAGGCGUUUCGACAGCUCCCUUCGACAACCAGCUGAACCCCGGCUGGGCCGUCGACCCGAGAGCUGGCCCGCAAAAUCAAUGGGGUGCCACUAUGCCCUGCAACCGAUCGUGGUACGGAAACCAACCGUGGUACGGGAACCAACCGUGUUUCGGUUGUGAGGUCCAGUCGGAGCUGCAGCAGCAGCAGUCGCUGCGGGCAUGA
Molecule: messenger RNA, 1083 nt
Organism: Gregarina niphandrodes
Lineage: Eukaryota; Apicomplexa; Conoidasida; Eugregarinorida; Gregarinidae
Exons: 1
Coding region: 1-1083 (360 amino acids)
Source: RefSeq, a predicted model, not a curated record